Molecule: messenger RNA, 5189 nt
Organism: Gavialis gangeticus (Gharial)
Lineage: Eukaryota; Metazoa; Chordata; Crocodylia; Gavialidae
Gene: CCDC141
Product: coiled-coil domain containing 141
Exons: 24
Coding region: 27-4637 (1536 amino acids)
Source: RefSeq, a predicted model, not a curated record
UGUAUGAAAUCCAGUUCUGAAGCACCAUGUCGAGUGAAGGCAGUUCUGGUGAACAGUUUUCUACCACAACAGUCAGUUCAGUUGCUGUUCAGGCUGGGAAUUCCAGAAUUGUUAUAGCUAUACUUAAGUCUGGAAAAUGGGUGCAACUUCAACUGGCAGAGGCAGAACCAAAUCUAUUAGAAAUUGGCAGCAAUCAAGAUGAGACCAAAAAACUGCUACAAGAUCAUGAACAACUCCUGGUGAAACUUAAGUCUUUGGAAGACCAAGUAUGGGAUCUUUUACGUGAAGCAGACAAGACAGCAGAGGAGAACAAAGAGCAAAGCCAGGUGUAUGAUGCUAUGGCAGAGACUCUUGGGGAUGCCUGGGAUGCCCUCGUCAUUGUGCUGGAGAAGCGAAGGAAACUUCUGAAAAUUACUGCAGUGUUUUUUGAAAAUGCUCUGGAGUUUGCUAUUAAAAUUGACCAAGUUGAGGAGUUCCUCCAGAAUUCCCAGGAGUUUGAGGAUGUCGCAUCUUUGAAAGAGCUCCUUCAGCAGCAUGAGCACCAUACAAAAGAGCUCUUGGAAAAGUCUCUGGCCCUCUUAAACAAAAGCCAUGAACUGACUGGAUUCAUAGAUGAGUUCAAAUCUGAUGGGCCAAAUAUAAAUCCUGAGUUGAUUCAAGGAGCUCACAGCAGCUGCUUGAAAAUUGACAGCCUCCUUGAACUAUUACAAGACAGAAGAAGGCAACUGGACAAAUAUCUUAAGCAUCAACGCCAAGGGCUGAAGCAGGUUCUUCAAAUCUGUCAGUGGCAUCACCAAGAAAACCAGGUAACAUCAUUGUACAAGAAAGAUCUCCGAGAUUACUUACAUAAGCAAAACCUUGGCUCAUCGUUAACAGAAAAUAAAGAGCUUCUUUGUGAACAUAAGGAAAUGGAAUUCAAAGCUAAGGAAUGGAAUUUUACUGUGGAACAAUUACAAGCUGAAGCACUCAAGAUUCUGCUUUCAGAGGAUUAUGCAGAAAAAGAGCACCUGAAGCUUUCAAAUCAGAAAAUAACUCUUUUGCAAGAAGAGGUGUGCGGUCACAUGGAGGAAAGGAAAAAAUUGUUACAAGAGGCCAAUGACUUCUUUAAUGCUGCUAACAAGGCAUUUGAUGUUCUUGGCAGUAUUGAGGCUUACAUUAAGCUCCUUAAUGAAGAAGGACUAAGUUUGCCUAUCUUGGCGAUGAAGCAUGAGGAAUUACAGGGAGAGAUUAAAGCCUGUACAACUGAUGCCUUGCAAAAGGGAAAAGCCUUAGUUGGUAAAGGAGACUCUCACAGUUCUUGGCUGCCUGGAAUUCAGGAAAUGAUAGAAUACAUUCAGAAAAGAGUGGAUCAACUGAUCAAGCAGUGUCCUGCUUACACAGAAUUUUCUUUAAAGAAACAGCAGUUAACUGCCUCACUAGAAGAUUAUCUAAAAAAGGUAUCAAUGUCAAUUAAAAAAAUCAGUCCGAUACUUACCAUUGGUAUGGAUCCUGGGUCUUCUUUGUCUGAAUCAGAGAGAAUUUUGAACAAACACCUAGAACUGGCUAAUCAAGCUAAGGAAACAUCACAUCAGCUGGAAGCGGCUGUGAGGAUCAUUAAGGAAGGGGAUGAAUUUGAAGCUGCAGAGAUGGCAACUUUUUCUAACAAAGCUGAACUUCUAAAUGAAGAACUGAAAACACUUAGCAAAAAUAUCAGCUCAAAACUAGACAUUCUAAAAGCUUAUGUGGCAUUUUUAAAGUCUGCCAAGGAGGUAAAUGAUGAUGCUGAAAGACUGAAGGAAUUCUUCAGAUCUGAUGUUCUACACACAGACAGUGAAAUGGAAAACAAGACUGUAAUGGAGACAGCUGAAACUCAAUGGCAGACAGUUGUAAAGAAGAUUCUUUCCACUGAGAAUAUGGGUCAUGUUUUUCUUAAUUUAGUAAAUAUGGUAAAAGAGAACCUCAUAUUAAAGGCAGGCAAUGUUGUGCAAGUAACUAAAGAGGCUCUUGAUAAUCUGAAUAAAGUAAAGGAAGACCUGACAGAAAUUUGGACAACCUGGAAGCUUCAAAUAAAUCAAGUUAAGUCCAUCAAACAACAGAGCUGGAAACUUAAAGAGCAGUUUAAAAAAACUACCCACAGUUCAAAAAUUCUUCAAGAGGCACUCAAACCGGCCACAACUGUCGACCUUGGAAGUAACCUUCACAUUCUUUUGGAUCUACAAAAAAAAAUUAACCAAAUGAAACCAGAGUUUCAGCAACUAAGUGCUGAGGUUGAAUACGUGGUGAAGUUAUCAGAACUGCUGAGCCUAAAAGGAGUUCCUGGGCAAGAAAAUUCUGAGAAAGUAAGUGAACUUAUUCAUCGUCAUCAAAAGAUAAAGGACAUGAUGACAGAAUAUGAUGACAUUUUGAACAAGACAGUCAAAUUCCAUCACGUUAAAGAAAAAAUCGACUAUCUCAUAAAAUCAGGAGAACUUGAGAUUCCUGAAACAAAUGAAGUUCCUGAUGAUGCACAUCAAGCUAAGGUCCACCUUACUAAUACUCUGGAGAAACAUGCACAUAUCAGACAUCUGUACAAGCUGGCACUUACCCUGGGAGUGGAUAUCUUAUCUGCAGUACAGAAUCCUUGCUGCCUUAACGUUUAUGUAAAGAACCUACAGCAGGAACUGGCUACACUUGAGAAUGACAGCAUUAACUGGAGCACCAAAGCAGAUAAAUAUGAAGAGGAGCUGUCACACAACUUCCAGUACUGCACAACUAAAGAAGAGAUAAAUGAGCUCAGAGAAUCAUUUAAAGAUCUCAAAAAGAAAUUCAACAACCUAAAAUUUAAUUAUACUAAGAAAACUGAAAAAGCUCGAAAUCUGAAAGUACUUAAAAUACAGAUUCAGCAAGUCGAUAUGUAUGCUGAAAAAAUGCAGAUUCUGAGAAAGAAGGUGGAUAAUUUAGAAAAGAAAACCACUAGCUGUGUAGUAAAUCAGUCUGAUGGUAAUGUUGGUGUCCUCAUGGAGACAGUCAGAGAGUUACAGAAACAGCUGAAUGAGUUUGGCAGAGUUGUGGAAGAUUACAAACAAAAUUUGGAUCUGAUGAAGCAUCUACAGCAGCUAAUGGAAGAGUGUCAGUAUUGGUAUGAAGAAGCAAGUGCUACAGUCAUUAGAGUUGGAAAGUAUUCUGCAGAGUGUAAAACCCAAGAAGCAGUAGAAAUUCUCUACAAGCAAUUUAAUAAAUUUAUCCAGCCUACAGUGCCCCAACAAGAGGAAAGAAUUCAGCAGAUUACUGACCUUGCUAAACGUUUAUACGGUUUUGAAGAGGGAAGUAAGUAUGUGGAAAAAGUGGUAGCAAAGCAUGAAGAAGUUCUUGAUUCCAUCAGUGAACUAUGUAACUCUUUGAAACAACUUGAAAGACAGAUUGAGAAAGAUGUUCUGAAAGAAAAAACACCGAAUAUAAAGUGUUUUGUGGAGAAGGCGAUUAUUAUACAAAAAGAGCAAGUGAGAAACAAGCAGGAGAUGUACAAGGAAGAAGAGAAUAAAUUGGCUGAUAUUUCAGAUAUCUGCCCAGCUGGUGAGGAUUUCAUUUCUCAGUAUGCAGAGCUGUCUUCUUCUGCCAAAGAGGAUAGUUUACAGACUGAGCUCCUGGCAGAAGAAAUGCCCUCUGGGGAUGAAUAUGAGUGUAUAUCACCUGAUGAUAUCUCAUUGCCACCGCUUUCUGAGACACCCGAAUCCAACCUCCUGCAUUCUGAAACAGAGCUGGAAGAUCAGUCGUGCUGUAGUUCUCAUAGUCUGCAUGUCAGCUCCUAUAGCUUGCAAAUGCAGAUAAAUACUACCAAUAAAAGAAUGACUGAUGAGUCUGGUCUCUUAACAACUAUUGCUUAUGCUGACACUACGAAUCAGAGAAGGGAAAAUGCAUCAAAUCAGUCUGAGAGGUUUCUCCCCUCUACCAUAUGUCAUGAUCCAAAAUUCGGAGUGCAGUCUCCUUUGACUUACAGUUCACCAGAAACACCAGAAACUAGCACUGCUUCCUGCACAGUAAAUGCAAGACCGGCAUAUAGCAUGAUGAGUGAAGUGUGUGAGAAGCAUUUGCAGCACUGUGAAAUUCAUAAAAGCAUGACAGAAACACAAGAACAUUUGCAUGGCAUUAAUAACUUUACUAAAAGCCAGGAUAGGCUGCAUGCUUUGCCCGAUGCAUUCUCAGAUCUCAUGUUUCAAUCAGACGCUACCAGAAGCUGUCAGAGGCAGAUGGUCACCCAAGAAGAGAUUAAAAGUGCAUCAGAAAAGGACAGCAUGGUCAGCCUAUCUGGACAGGCGCCUAACUUCUCCCAGCUCCUGUCUAAUGUAACCGUCAUGGAAGGUUCUCCAGUAACUUUGGAAGUAGAAGUAACAGGAUUUCCAGAGCCUACAUUGACAUGGUACAAGAAGGGCCAGAAACUGACUGCAGAUGAGCACUUUAAGCUCUUACAAAAGGAGACAAAGCAUACUUUGUUCAUUCAGAAGGUGUUUGAUACAGAUGCUGGCCUCUAUGUUGCUCGAGCUAAAAAUUCUAAUGGCACAAUCUCAUCAAGUGCUAUCCUCCAUGUGAAAGGUAAUGGGCCACCUAUCACAAGAAUAAACUGGAUAAUGCUGUGUGUCAUCUAUAUUAGUGUAUUACUAAUGUACUGGCUGUCCGCAUAAUAAGUACAGUAUUGUCAGCACCGGAUCACGAACUGAGACAAUUGUAAAUCAGUUAUCUUUCACUGCAUCUUUCACGAACUGUAACAAUCUAUUUAUGCUUCAUACUAGGUAGCUUGCUUGUUUUCUUAAUACCACUGCUACAUCAGAUGUUUAUGUUCCCUUGUCAGAUUAAUCUUUAUCUUAAAAAGUUAAAAUGAUUUGUUAGGAUGAUGGCUGAGUUUUGCAGGCUAAAUGUCCACCAUUACUGUUAACAAAGUAUAAAAAGCUUUCAGAUUGUGUUGUUUAUAGACAUCAUAUGUCAAAGUGUAUGCAGGUACUGUGCCUAAAUCAUUGUACAUGUUAUGAUGCACUUUUGUUGUUUUUUCUUUAAAACAUAUUUCUAAUAGUAUUUUUCUCAUGUACAUUUAAGGUAAGUCUCUGUGUAGAAUAAAGCCAAAUAGGACAGAAUCGUAAAAUGUAUAACUAUACUGGCAAACACCACAAACAGAUCUAUGCAUGGUGUUGCAAAAACUAGGGCUUCAUUUAGCUAAAAUGUGUCUAUAAGUAAUUUGA